GAGUCAUCUUGCAAAGCUCUACAGCGAAAAUAUCAAUUGAGAUCAAUUGAGCCUUCCACAGGCAACUAUGUCCGGCAUCGAGUAUUUCCCGGCCUUCGCAGUCGCUCAACACGGCUAUACCGUAUACCUCACGAUUUUCGACCGGAAUAGUUGUCGGCAGCCAGAGCAAGUUACGGUUAAUUUCUUCUCGGGUGUCGAAGACUACACUUUCGUCUCCCGUUAUUCAAGUUCGGUGUCUUUCGCCUUGCGGGCGCCCGUAGGAGUUAUCACUAUCACGUUCUAUACACGAGGAGAGCCUCUGAAGUUUCUUCAACCUUCGAUCUAUCACACAUUUGCUGUGGUGCCUGUCUAUAUCAAGUGCUAUAGCGCAAUCAUAGCUCCACUGUGCUACCACCAACAACUGAUUGCGGAGGAGCUGGCCCGAUUAAGUGGAAGACAGUUAGCAAGAAGGCAAGGCAAUCUUGUGGGAGAGCCUAGGCUGCAUAGAUGACUCUGAUCCUGUUAACAAUGGGGGUAUUAAAAUAUUACAUAUGCGAGAGGAGUAUCUCAGUCGAAGCCAUCCUCGUCGGUCCAUAAAGUCUCGAUUUGCCUAGUCAUAGUGUCUGGGGUAUGACAUUACUUACCUCACGCACAAGCGCUGUUAUAGAAUGAGUGACCGAGUGAGACUGAAAAGAGGAAACUAAUACCAGCGAGCUUUGGCGAUAACACCCUGAAGAGAAUGAUCCUUUUA
Molecule: messenger RNA, 730 nt
Organism: Exophiala oligosperma
Lineage: Eukaryota; Fungi; Ascomycota; Eurotiomycetes; Chaetothyriales; Herpotrichiellaceae
Exons: 1
Coding region: 68-490 (140 amino acids)
Source: RefSeq, a predicted model, not a curated record